Molecule: messenger RNA, 2234 nt
Organism: Physeter macrocephalus (sperm whale)
Lineage: Eukaryota; Metazoa; Chordata; Mammalia; Artiodactyla; Physeteridae
Gene: ZNF566
Product: zinc finger protein 566
Exons: 5
Coding region: 141-1400 (419 amino acids)
Biological process (GO): regulation of DNA-templated transcription
Source: RefSeq, a predicted model, not a curated record
GGAAGCUUGGAAGACCUGAAGUGGGGAACCAGAGGAGAGGGCGGGACCGGAGCCUCGGCUUUGUACCACUGAGGGGCUCUGCCUUUUUCCAGAAGAGGAGCCCAGAGGAAGACUGGUCCUUUUCUGCAAAUAUCAAAGCCAUGGAUCAGGAGUCAGUGAUGUUCAGUGAUGUGUCCAUAGACUUCUCUCAGGAGGAGUGGGAAUACCUGAAUGAUGAUCAGAGAGAUUUAUACAGAGAGGUGAUGUUGGAGAAUUACAGCAACCUGGUUUCAAUGGCAGGACAUUCUAUUUCUAAACCAGAUGUGAUCUCCUUCUUGGAGCAAGGGAAGGAACCCUGGUUGGUUGACAGAGAACUAACAAGAGACCAGUGGCCAGUCCUGGAGUCAAGAUGUGAGACCAAGAAAUUAUUUCUGAAGAAGGAAAUUUAUGAAAUAGAGUCAGCCCAGUGGGAGAUAAUGGAAAGACUUAGAAGACAUGACCUUCAGUGCUCUAGUUUCAGAGAUGAUUGGGAAUGUAAUGGCCAGUUUGAGAAACAACAUGGCUCUCAGGAGGGACAUUUCAGUCAACUGAUAUUCACCUGUGAAGGCAUGCCCACUUUUAGUCAACAUCCAUCCUUUACAUUACAGCAAAUCAUUAGUAAUAAAGAGAAAUACUGUGCAACUAAGGAAUAUAGGAAAACCUUUAGACAUGACUCACAGCUUACCACCCAUCAGAUGAUUCAUACUGUUGAGAAACCCUAUGAAUGUAAGGAAUGUGGAAAGGCCUUUAGACAUCCCUCAAGACUCAGUCAUCAUCAGAAAAUUCAUACUGGCAAGAAACCCUUUGAAUGUAAGGAAUGUGGAAAAACCUUUAUUUGUGGCUCAGACCUUACUCGACAUCACCGAAUUCACACUGGUGAGAAACCCUAUGAAUGUAAGGAAUGUGGAAAGGCCUUUAGUAGUGGCUCCAACUUCACUCGACAUCAGAGAAUUCACACUGGUGAAAAGCCCUAUGAAUGUAAAGAAUGUGGGAAGGCCUUUAGUAGUGGCUCAAACUUUACACAACAUCAGAGAAUUCAUACAGGGGAGAAACCCUAUGAAUGUAAGGAAUGUGGCAAUGCCUUUAGUCAGAGCUCACAACUUAUUAAACAUCAGAGAAUCCACACAGGUGAGAAACCCUAUGAAUGUAAGGAAUGUGAAAAGGCUUUUCGUUCUGGUUCAGACCUUACUCGACAUCAGAGAAUUCAUACUGGUGAGAAGCCCUAUGAAUGUAAGAUAUGUGGGAAAGCCUAUUCUCAGAGUUCACAACUUAUUAGUCAUCAUAGAAUUCAUACUAGUGAGAAACCCUAUGAAUACAGGGAAUGUGGGAAGACCUUUAAUUAUGACUCACAGCUGAUUCAACAUCAAAAUUUGUACUGGUGAUAAAACAUAGAAUAUAUGAAAUGUGUGCAAAUGCUUUUAUUUACAGCUCAAAACUAUUAACAUCAACUAUUUAACAAAAGAGAAUUUAUCUCUAUAUGAAUCCCUCUAAAUAGAAUAAGGUAGAAACAUCUUAUUUGCUGACUACAGCUUGUUCAGCCCAAGAAAAAUCAUGUAGGAGAAACACCCUAUGAGUAGAAUACGUUUUGGAAGCCAUUUAAUAAAAGCCCCUAUUUCCCUUGCCAUCAGGUAAUUCAGUCUACUAAAUACUCAAAAUGACAACAGCACUUCUGGCACCUUUCUAACCUUAUCUUAAACAUCAGAGAAUACAUGCUGAAAUGUGAUCCUGUGAUUUUCAUUUUAUUUUCCCCUCAAUUUGUCUAUAGUUGUAAUAUUCUUAAUCUUUUAAUCCAUUUAAAUUUAUAUAACUGUAAAAUCCAUCUGUGUAUAUCAUGGUUUGUAAAAUAUCUUUAUUUUUAAGAUACCUUUAAUACCCAAGAGCAGUGACCUCUUUAUUUUUGAAGAUAGCUUACUCCUUUUGCUCUUUACAAAAUUUAGACUUUCUUGUUAUAAAAAUGUUCAUGUAAUGAUUUACCACUCAGUAAAUAGAGAUCCUUUACUAUCUUCAUGGUGUUUUCCUUGUGUUGCUGUAAUAUCAUUUCAUCAAAUCCCUAUUGAUAGACAUUGUAGUUUCCUCCAGCGUUUUUGCCAUUAUACACAGUGCCCUGACGGGCAUUCUCCCUAGGUAUAUCUUUGUGUCAUGUCUUUUAUUUUAAUUGCAGAAAUAAUGCCUCAAUAUAUAUUUUCCUUAUAAUAGGUUUAAACAUUACAAGUAAG